Messenger RNA from Ochotona princeps (American pika), 1554 nucleotides. RefSeq names its product cytokine induced apoptosis inhibitor 1 (gene CIAPIN1). The transcript has 9 exons. Gene Ontology annotation, cellular component: cytoplasm. Gene Ontology annotation, molecular function: iron-sulfur cluster binding. Bases 130 to 1065 code for a protein of 311 amino acids. The record is from RefSeq and is a predicted model, not a curated record. Gene Ontology annotation, biological process: iron-sulfur cluster assembly. Lineage: Eukaryota; Metazoa; Chordata; Mammalia; Lagomorpha; Ochotonidae.
GGCGCAGCCACUUCCGCCCUCUUGACGUCGCUGAGCCGCCUCCUCUCGCGAGCGGCGGGACGCAGGGAGCGGGUGGCUGCGGAGAAGCCGGGAGAGAGAUCAGACGGCAGGUCCAUCGGCACCACAACAAUGGCAGACUUUGGCAUAUCGGCUGGCCAGUUUGUGGCUGUGGUGUGGGAUAAGUCAUCUCCGGUGGAGGCUCUGAAAGAGUUGGUGGACAAGCUUCACGUGUUAACUGGCAGCGAGGGGCAGGUGUCUGUGGAGAACAUCAACCAGCUGUUACAGUCUGCCCACAAGGAAUCCAGCUUUGACGUGAUCCUGUCCGGGGUAGUCCCAGGCAGCAGCAUGCUGCACACUGCUGAGAUUUUGGCCGAGAUGGCCCGGAUCCUUCGGCCCGGGGGAUGCCUCUUCCUAAAGGAGCCAGUAGAGACGGCCGGAGUUGACAAUAGCGAACUGAAGACACCAUCUAAACUGUGUUCAGCCCUGACUCUCUCCGGUCUUGUGGAAGUGAAAGAGCUGCAGCGUGAGUCCCUAAGCCCUGAAGAGUCCCAGUCUGUCCGGGAGCACCUGGGUUGCAAGAGUGGUAGCCUGCUGUCUGUUCAGAUCACGGGCAAAAAACCAAACUUUGAAGUGGGUUCUUCCAGUCAGCUGAAACUCUCCAUCGCCAAGAAGUCUCCUGCAGCGAAGCCUGCUGUGGACCCUGCCGUGGCCAAGCUCUGGACGCUUUCGGCCAACGACAUGGAGGACGAGGGCACGGAUCUCAUUGACUCGGAUGAGUUGCUGGAUGCAGAAGAUUUGAAGAAGCCGGACCCAGCUUCCCUGAGGGCUGCCUCGUGUGGGGAAGGGAAGAAGAGGAAGGCCUGCAAGAACUGCACCUGUGGCCUCGCGGAAGAACUGGAGAAGGAAAAGGCGGCAGAACAGAAGAGCUCCCAGCCCAAGUCGGCCUGCGGGAACUGCUACCUGGGUGAUGCUUUCCGCUGUGCCAGCUGCCCCUACCUCGGAAUGCCUGCCUUCAAGCCCGGGGAGCAAGUGCUCCUGAAUGCCAACAACCUUCACGAUGCCUAGGAAUGGCCUGGUGUGGCACACACCUGCCCCUCCAGCCAGCCCUCUCCCUCAGAUGCUGCCACUGUGCUCCUCCCUCAGCCCCCAGGUCUGCCUCUCUUCGUUUGCAGUCCGUUUGCUGGACGGGUGCUUGGCAGCCCGGGGCAGCUGGCUGUGGGUGCUGUGGUGUGCAGUGCUGCUAUGAAUCAACACACUGAGGACCAUGGGGCCCACCAUGCCUGGGAAGGGGCCUGUUUCCCAACGUAUUGUUAGGGGAAGGCUGUGGGCCUGCACGGGUCCCUUUCCUGCUGACCACACAGGUCCUGGCAACACAGGCCAGGUUUCUCUUGACCUCAUCGGGGUACCAAAGGAGCUAUCACUCACUGGUUGCCGUGAUUCCAUCACAUCCAGUGUCCCUGUGUCCCCACCCUGCCCCUACCAUUUGACGGUAGCAUUGGAUGUGUGUCCUGUUGUCAUUUCUGUUACCCUACAGGUAUUAAACCCAUAAACUUC